CUCUCUCUACACCAGCGUCCAUUUCGACAUGAAGGACAGGGUCCCUGUGCUGCUGCUGGCCGCCUUCUGCCUGGGGGCGGCGGAAGCCCAGGACGACAAAGGCGGCUGGGGCGAGCCCAUCCCGUUCAGCACCAAGGCAAAGGAGUCGUGCUCCAUGGUGGUGAGCAUGCAGGGGGAGGCCACCAAGCUCAGGAUCACCUGCAGGAGCGCCAACAAGACGUAUUGGUGUGAGUACUUAGGCAAACCCGAGGCGUGUCGCACCUACAACGUCAACCGCAGGCACUACUUCAUCCAGAUCAUGUGGGAGCUCCGCAAGCUGAGUAACGCGUGCGAGGGCCGGCACCAGCUCAAGCCGCAGAUGUGCAAGAGGGCCACGGACGAAGCCCAGAUGAUCUUCACCACGGCAGGCUCCAAGCCCGUUGCCCAGAAACCAGCCAAAACCCCUCAGGAGAGACCCCCGGCCCAAACGAAACCUGAACCACCCAAAACCACAACCCUUAGACCGGAUACGGUCAAGCCAGUUCAAGUUAAACCUGCCCAAGUCAAACCAGAGCUACCCAAGCCGAUCCAACCUAAGGCAAAGCUGGCCCAAGCCAAGCCGGCCCCGGUUCUGCCUUCCCCGGUCCAGCCCGAGCAAGUCAAGACGGCAGUGAAAACAAACACGCCCAAAAAAACGCUUCCAAGACCCUCCAAAACAACAACACCGGCCAGACCCACGGAGGCGACUACAAAAGAAAGUGCAAAAGCCAUAGCUGAAGAUUACUGCUGGGAAUCCCUGCAGAGCAUCUGCACCGUCGUCAUCGGCUGGUUUCACAACUAAGAGCUGCGCUUUAGGUCCCCAGCAAAAAAAAUACUUGAAAUCUUCCACAUGUGUUCAGUCUGACUGCGCUGCUCCCCUUGGACAUUUUUCCCUACUGAAAGUCCGACAUGGAUGUCAUCUGAUCACACCACUUUGUCCUUGUGGGCCGCUCGUAAUUCACAUCAGAAUAUCUGCAGUUUUGCUUCGCCAUCUGACUGGAAAUGCUAGCAGAGGAUGCUACAGGAGUAAAGGAUGUUUAUAUCAGUGUGGAUUCACUGCCAUUUUAUAUAUACAAGCACUCAGGGCACUGGACACCUCACACAAUAAUGGCUAUAUGAAGGGUGUAAAUAAAUUUGAAUGCGUCAGAUGUCAGACCGAACAAGGUGUACAGAAAACACUGUGUCUCAAAGUGUUUCACUGAUAUUCUUUAUUGUAUUAAUGUAUUGCGUAUUAAUGUAUUAGCAUGCUUUUGAACAAAUAACCUAAAUGUAAAUGAUUAAAUCCCUGUACUGUGUUAAUAAUGAUAAUUCAGAAAGGUGUGUGCUGUUUGCAUAUACAAUAUUUUUCAUUAAACCUGGAAACACGCUUUUAAAA
Messenger RNA from Brienomyrus brachyistius, 1393 nucleotides. It is a transcript of the gene fgfbp2a, whose product is annotated as fibroblast growth factor binding protein 2a. Gene Ontology annotation, molecular function: growth factor binding. Bases 29 to 820 code for a protein of 263 amino acids. Gene Ontology annotation, biological process: cell-cell signaling. NCBI's taxonomy places the organism in Eukaryota, Metazoa, Chordata, Actinopteri, Osteoglossiformes, Mormyridae. The record is from RefSeq and is a predicted model, not a curated record. The transcript has 2 exons.